This is a messenger RNA of Phoenix dactylifera (date palm), 946 nucleotides long. RefSeq lists its product as uncharacterized. NCBI's taxonomy places the organism in Eukaryota, Viridiplantae, Streptophyta, Magnoliopsida, Arecales, Arecaceae. The record is from RefSeq and is a predicted model, not a curated record.
UUAUUCUCUCUCUUGUGAGAGACCGUGACCCAAAAGCUUAAUUAAAAAAAUAAAGAAAAAAAUGAACGUUUGGCAGCGGAAAGAAUCUUUCAGACCGUGACAUAACCUCUCCCCAUCCAUCAAUGAAUCCAAGACUCCUUUCUUUUCUCUCCUCUUUUCUCCGCAUCGGUCUUCCUCUCUCUCUCUCCCCCCCCCCCAAUCAGACCCUAGAAACUAGAAAGAGAAAUCUAGCUCGCUCGGUAGCAAGAUGGCGAUCCAGGAAAGGCUCCUGGGACUAGCGAUGGAGUUCCGGUUCCACCUCCUCGCCGCCGCUGCCCUUGCCGCCGCCGUCUUCUCGCUCCUCAGCGUCGGGCCCAGCUUCGCCACCGUCGUAAGCUUCUUUUGGCCCCUCCUCCUCUCCACCGGCUUCUUACUCGCCGCCGUCGCCGUCCUCCUCCGGAUCUCACCCCCUCCGGAGGAGGCCGCCGCCGAGCGCACCGGGGAGGAGCUCAUCCACUACGUCGCCGGUCGUCCAGAGGAGGCUCCCCAGGAUCGGCCGCCGGCAGGAGUAGCAGGCGAGGCGGCGGAGGGAAACGAACGAGGAGAGGAGGAACACCCGAAGUCGCAGUAAAAAAGGGGGGAAACAAAUCUCUCUCGCGCGCAAUCCGCCGGAGGAACGGCUUAAUGGGAGUAUUUGGGCUACGUGACGGGCGCUGAUUGGAGGUUAGAAGACCGAACACCGGAUCCGCCAGAGCCGUCAGCCGGAUGUAAAAGUGUGCCUUGUAAAGAGGUGGAGGACAUUCAAAUGGACCAUAAUCUUUUGAAGUGGAUUGUGGAUAUUGUGGGAAUAUCUUAGGUUUUUGUGUGUUGGAUAUUUUGUUGCUGUCAUUAUCAUCGAGCAUCAAAGUAUUUAAAUUAUGUUGUCAUCCUUCAAAAAAGUGAAAUAGAUUGAUGUUGCAAGUUGGAA